AAGAUAAAGGCGGGACAGGACAACGGGCAGGCCGACCCUUUCUAGGGCGAUGAUUAUGGAGGGCUUUGUCUGUUCCCCCUUCAGCACGUACCAGGGCUUCAGGGGCAGCCCCGCGCCCGGCCGCGGCCAGGACCCGUCGGCUAAGCAGCCCAGCUGGAAGCAGAGCAAGAGCGGCGGCAUCAGCCCGUUCCUUGGGGGGCCCCUCACGCCGCUGCCCUCCGAGUACCUGGACAGCUACCGGCGGGCGCAGCUGCAGGCGCUGCUCUCGCAGGUGAGCCCCGGGCUGGCGCCGCUGCCGCGCCGGGCCAGCACGAAGGAGGCUGCGGUGCAGGUGAGCCUGCGGGCCGACAAGGCCGUGCAGUGCUCGCUGGGGCCGCGCACGCUGCCGCCCGCCCGCGCCUUCGGUUCCGCCGCCCUGCGCGCCCCGGGGCGCCUCGCCGUCUACUCGCCCGCGCCCGACCGCCGCCCCUUCGCGCUGCCCGAGGCCAAGGCGUCCCCGAAGAAGGCAGCGCCGGCCCAGGAGACACCCACGGCGGCGGACAGCACAGAGAAGCAGGAGAAGGGCCCGGCGGAGGCUGCGCUGCCGCCGCGCCGGGAGCCGACGGCGACGCGGCGGAAGGAGAACGCAGCUCCCAGGCAGCAAGCGACUUUCCAGUUCUUGGAGCAGAAGUAUGGCUAUUUCCACUGCAAAGACUGCAAGACCAGAUGGGAGAGUGCUUAUGUGUGGUGCAUUUCUGGAAGCAACAAGGUGUACUUCAAGCAGCUGUGUCGCAAAUGCCAAAAGGGUUUCAAUCCCUAUCGAGUGGAAGCAAUCCAGUGCCAGAUCUGUUCAAGGACUCGUUGCUCCUGCCCUCAGAAGAAAAGACACAUUGAUCUCAAGAGACCACAUCGCCAAGAACUUUGUGGCCGCUGCAAAGGGAAGAGGCUAUCCUGUGAUAACACUUACAGCUUCAAAUACAUUGUCUGAUCUGUGCACCCUCUUCUGUUUUGUGCUUUGCACUUUGUCAGUCUUUUGCAGUGUUUUGACUUAAAGGUUUUUGACCUGGCAUUGGAUAAUGGACAAAGACAUUUGUAUUAUUUAUAAAAUAUGUAACUUCACUGUAUAUAUGCUGUAAAUAAAGUCGAAGAAAAGUUUGCACUAGUUUG
This is a messenger RNA of Chiroxiphia lanceolata (lance-tailed manakin), 1146 nucleotides long. RefSeq names its product zygote arrest 1 like (gene ZAR1L). The transcript has 4 exons. The record is from RefSeq and is a predicted model, not a curated record. NCBI's taxonomy places the organism in Eukaryota, Metazoa, Chordata, Aves, Passeriformes, Pipridae. Gene Ontology annotation, biological process: translation. The coding region runs from base 50 to 967 and encodes 305 amino acids. Gene Ontology annotation, molecular function: mRNA base-pairing post-transcriptional repressor activity. Gene Ontology annotation, cellular component: cytoplasm.